Messenger RNA from Periophthalmus magnuspinnatus, 1479 nucleotides. RefSeq names its product D(1)-like dopamine receptor. Bases 1 to 1479 code for a protein of 492 amino acids. Gene Ontology annotation, molecular function: G protein-coupled receptor activity. The record is from RefSeq and is a predicted model, not a curated record. Gene Ontology annotation, cellular component: membrane. Gene Ontology annotation, biological process: adenylate cyclase-activating adrenergic receptor signaling pathway. The transcript has 2 exons. Lineage: Eukaryota; Metazoa; Chordata; Actinopteri; Gobiiformes; Gobiidae.
AUGGAGAACUCGUCUCUUUGGACUAACUUGAGCCGCGUGUUCUCGGAGCUGGACGGAGCAGCGGAGGAGGAGGACGAGGAGGACGCGGCGGGAAGCGGCGGGCUGCGCGUGCUCGUGGGCUGCGUGCUCUUCCUGCUGAUCGUGUCCACGCUCCUGGGGAACACUCUGGUGUGCGCGGCCGUUGUCAAGUUCCGUCACCUCCGCUCCAAAGUCACUAACUUCUUCGUGAUCUCUCUGGCCGUGUCGGACCUGUUCGUGGCCGUGCUGGUGAUGCCGUGGGAGGCCAUCACAGAGGUGACGGGCACGUGGCUGUUCGGGCGCUUCUGUGGAGUGUGGAUCGCCUUUGACAUCAUGUGCUCCACCGCCUCCAUCCUCAACCUGUGCAUCAUCAGCGUGGACCGCUACUGGGCCAUCGCGAGCCCCUUCAAGUACGAGCGCAAGAUGACCCACCGCGUGGCCUUCGUCAUGGUCGGGGUGGCCUGGACCCUGUCCAUCCUCAUCUCCUUCAUCCCCGUGCAACUCAACUGGCACCAGGAGGUCCGGGAGCAGCUGGAGCACGAGGUCCAACUGAGGGACAACUACAGCCUCAGCUACAGUGUGAACAGCAGUGGAGGCGGAGUACAGAGCUGCGUGGCUAACCUCAACCGCACCUACGCCAUCUCAUCCUCCCUUAUCAGCUUCUACAUCCCCGUGCUCAUUAUGGUGGCCACCUACACCCGCAUCUACCGCAUCGCCCAGACGCAGAUACGACGCAUCACCUCGCUGGAGCGGGCGGCGGGGCAGGCGCAGCACCAGCAGACCCAGGACCUCCGGCUCAACCACGCCCAACAACCGCACCACCGGCCCCACGACGAAGCAUCGCUCAAGUCCUCAUUUAAGAAGGAGACCAAGGUCCUCAAGACGCUUUCGAUCAUCAUGGGCGUGUUCGUGUUCUGCUGGUUACCGUUCUUCGUCCUUAACUGCACCGUGCCAUUCUGCGAUCCACCGUGCGUUAGCGACACCACUUUUUCUGUUUUUGUCUGGUUCGGCUGGGCUAAUUCCUCCCUCAACCCCGUCAUCUACGCCUUCAACGCGGACUUCCGAAGAGCAUUCACCACCAUUCUGGGCUGCAACCGGAUUUGCUCCAACAAUGCAGUGGAAGCGGUGAACUUUAGCAACGAGCUAGUUUCAUACCACCACGAUACCACCUUGCACAAAGAGACCCUGGUGCCCUCCCAGACGGUCCAACAGCAGCUACCACACGUCAUCAACAUCGAGGGGGAGGACUGCUUGGAGGAUUUGGGGGCAAGGUUCGAUGAGGAGUCUGUGAUUUCGAACUGCUCGCGUGAACAUAACAGACUGCUGCUGCUGCCGGCUAACCUCCAGCUAGAGGACGACCUGGAGAUCUCCCUGGACACCAUUACGCCUUACACCCCUGCUAACCCCCUGCUGUGCGAGUGUGAGCCGCUCAUACCGGGACAGGUGCAUCAGGAGGGGUAA